CGUCGGCAGCGCUUCCGCCCGGCUCGCGCCCUCGCAGCUUCUCUUCCUGCCGCCGGAGCCCGCGCCGCGCCCAGACAGCCGAGGGAGCCGCUGCCGCCGCACCGCGCUCCGCCGCCCGCCCGCCGCGCCCUGCCGACGCCAUGGCCUCCGGAGUACAAGUGGCCGAUGAGGUGUGCCGCAUCUUCUACGACAUGAAAGUGCGGAAGUGCUCCACGCCGGAGGAAAUCAAGAAGAGGAAGAAGGCUGUCAUCUUCUGCCUCAGUCCAGACAAAAAGUGCAUUAUUGUGGAGGAAGGCAAAGAGAUUCUGGUGGGAGAUGUCGGAGUGACAGUCACCGACCCUUUCAAGCACUUUGUGCAGAUGCUUCCCGAGAAGGAUUGCCGCUAUGCCUUGUAUGAUGCAAGCUUUGAGACCAAGGAAUCCAAAAAAGAAGAGCUGAUGUUUUUCUUGUGGGCACCAGAACAAGCACCUCUCAAAAGUAAGAUGAUCUACGCAAGCUCCAAGGAUGCAAUCAAAAAGAAGUUUCAAGGCAUAAAGCAUGAAUGCCAAGCAAAUGGGCCAGAGGACCUGAACCGAGCUUGCAUUGCUGAGAAGCUAGGAGGCUCCCUAGUCGUAGCUUUUGAAGGAAGUCCCGUGUAGAUGUCAUACAGUGCCACAACUCUACAAGCAUUCCAUGUUUUAAUAGAUCAGUUAUAUAAAGCAAACAUUCUAGGCAAGGGUUUCACUAACAGUAGGGAAGCUGUCUUGUAGAAUAAAGUAGAUUUUGGAGAUGUAGCUCGUAUGUACAAAUGACCCUAAAUAAAUCAAAUUAAGGAUUUA
Molecule: messenger RNA, 818 nt
Organism: Serinus canaria (Common canary)
Lineage: Eukaryota; Metazoa; Chordata; Aves; Passeriformes; Fringillidae
Gene: DSTN
Product: destrin, actin depolymerizing factor
Exons: 4
Coding region: 141-638 (165 amino acids)
Biological process (GO): cell motility; actin filament fragmentation; actin filament severing
Cellular component (GO): actin cortical patch; cytoplasm; actin cytoskeleton
Molecular function (GO): actin filament binding
Source: RefSeq, a predicted model, not a curated record